AUGAUCGCAUCUAGCCUGUUUCUUCUGACCGGUCGCGGGGAUCGCAAGCCCGCACAGAGAUCGAACAGAGAUAACAACGAGCGCUUGCGCAAGCUAGAUAAGGUUUCGCCAACUUGCACCCUCGAGAAAUGGUGGGCUAGCACCAAGGGCAAGCUGGGACUGUCCGAGGCUGUCGAUGGACAGUUUGUUUGUGCCGUUUGUCUGGAGCAAGUGGACCGCACGCACGAAAUACGGGAGCUUAAGUGCUUCCAUGUGUUUCAUCGAGAGUGCCUGGAAAAGUGGUUCUUAGGUGACCACUACAAUUGCCCGCUGUGCCAUCGUGCCUAUUUCGCGAGUCCCCCACCUCCCAUUACUCCUUCUGUGUGGAUGGUAUGA
Penicillium olsonii is the source of this 375-nucleotide messenger RNA. Lineage: Eukaryota; Fungi; Ascomycota; Eurotiomycetes; Eurotiales; Aspergillaceae. The record is from the annotation of a GenBank genome assembly.